AUGACCGCCGUGAAAGAUGGACUGAGGAGGGAGGUGAUUGCGGUGUAUAAGGAGCUUUUAAACCUAGGAAAGGACUAUCCCCUUGGCUACAGCUACUUUAGGCCCAAGCUGCACAAGGCAUUCUCUAGUCAGGCUGGGUUGACGGACGAGGCAGAGAUUCGAAAGGCACUUGACAGGGCAUAUUUUGUGCAAAAAGAGAUCGAAGCAUUAUACUAUCUGAAGAAGUACAGAUCACUGCGUCAAAGCUAUUAUAAGCCGUGA
Messenger RNA from Pseudogymnoascus verrucosus, 261 nucleotides. RefSeq lists its product as uncharacterized. Gene Ontology annotation, biological process: respiratory electron transport chain. Gene Ontology annotation, cellular component: mitochondrion. Bases 1 to 261 code for a protein of 86 amino acids. The transcript is spliced from 4 exons. Lineage: Eukaryota; Fungi; Ascomycota; Leotiomycetes; Thelebolales; Thelebolaceae. The record is from RefSeq and is a predicted model, not a curated record.